Messenger RNA from Harpia harpyja (harpy eagle), 3842 nucleotides. It is a transcript of the gene DIRAS3, whose product is annotated as DIRAS family GTPase 3. Gene Ontology annotation, molecular function: GTPase activity; GDP binding; GTP binding. NCBI's taxonomy places the organism in Eukaryota, Metazoa, Chordata, Aves, Accipitriformes, Accipitridae. The record is from RefSeq and is a predicted model, not a curated record. Gene Ontology annotation, cellular component: plasma membrane. Gene Ontology annotation, biological process: signal transduction. The transcript is spliced from 2 exons. The coding region runs from base 427 to 1023 and encodes 198 amino acids.
UGCCGCCCGGCCGCUGCCGCGGGGCUCUGCCCGGGGAGGACGGCACGGCCCGCUGCGGUAGCUGCCAUCCAUCGGCAGGGACGCCGCAGCGGCCGGCUUUUCCCAACCCGGCAGGCAAGUGGGUGGAUGGAGCAUAGAGGCAAAGGGAGAAAGCCGUGGGACCGCUGCCUGCCCGCAGGUCGGAGGGAAAGAGGAGGAGGAGGAGGGAGGAAGGUGGAGGGGGGUGGGCAGGCAGGGAGCCGAGCCUCCCCGCAGCGGCGGGGCUCCGGCCGGAGCUGGCAGAGCUUCCCCGCUGCUGGUGGGCGAUUUUAGUCUCGUUUCGCUGGGGCUGAUGGCUACAGGCCACCUCAGUGUAGGGGUGUGUAAACUUGAAGAACUCGGGCUCGUUCAGUUAAAAAUCUUCACUUGUAUCGCAGCGCAGUAAACAUGCCUGAACAAAGCAAUGAUUACAGGGUGGUUGUGUUUGGAGCAGCAGGGGUUGGGAAAAGCUCCUUGGUCCUUCGUUUUGUAAGGGGAACUUUCAGGGAAACCUAUAUCCCCACGAUCGAAGAUACUUACCGGCAGGUCAUCAGCUGCGAUAAGAGCAUCUGCACCCUUCAGAUUACAGACACCACGGGAAGCCAUCAGUUCCCUGCUAUGCAGAGGCUGUCUAUAUCCAAAGGGCAUGCUUUCAUCUUGGUGUACUCUGUCACCAGCAGGCAGUCCAUGGAAGAUCUUCAGCCCAUAUUUGAACAGAUUUGUCAGAUUAAAGGGGACAUCCAAAAAAUCCCCAUCAUGUUGGUGGGUAACAAAAGCGAUGAGACCCAGAGGGAGCUGGAUGCCAGUGAGGGGCAAGCGUUAGCCAGCAAGUGGAAGUGCUCCUUUAUGGAGACAUCAGCCAAAAUGAACUACAACGUGCAGGAGCUCUUCCAGGAGCUCUUGAAUCUGGAGAAGAGGAGAACUGUCAGUCUCCAGGUGGAUGGAAAGAAAUCCAAGCAGCAGAAAAAGAAAGACAAACUGCAAGGCAAGUGCUCUGUUAUGUGAUUGACUUUGGCUGGACUCGCACUGCUGCAUGGUGUAACUGGAGCAUGGACUCCCACAGAAAAUGCAUUUCUGCUGGAGGUUUCAGAUGAAUCCAUGCCUUCUAGGCUAUUGCUUUUCUCUAAAAUCUCUGCUGGAUUAUAUUAUGUGUUGGUUUUAAAGAGGAUGGCUUUCUGCAUGUUUAUUUUUUUAAAACAAUAAAUGUUCAAUGUUAGCAAUUACAUGCGACUAGAAGUUUUUAAUGCAAGUUUACAGAAGAGAAAAAUGUCAGUCAGAAACAAACAUCUCUAUUGCUGUGAGUACAUGCUAGUUUUUAAGUAUUUCCAGCCUAUUGGCUCAAAACAAGUCAUAGUGUCUAUAAUGUGUAUACUUCAAAAAUUGUUUUCAGGAAUCUGUUGACCAGAGCAAAUCUUUAACAAAGCUAGGCAUUUGCACUGCAAAUGGACAUGUAUGUGGCUCCAGAUGCUUACAUUUUUGGCAGACUGGCUUGCAUACCAAAGAUGCUUUUUUUUUCAUAGUAAAAGUUAAGUUUUCCUGUGCGCUAUGCAGUUCCUGAGACUUCUGCAGUUCUGUGAAUGAUUACAGCUAUACCAGCAUAUAAUCAGGCUGUUUGCUCCCCCCUCGCCACCACCCUUUGCACUGACUUCCCCUGUUCACAGAGGUAAGAGGUUCUACAUCCUCUGGCUCCCAAUCCAGGGGUGAUUCCUGGCAUCCUUAAGCAAGAGCUGCCUCCUUCAUGAAUGUAAUUAGGCUGUUGUAAGUACCAGCUGAGGUAGUGGUUGGUUAUCCUGGCAAUUCACCUUUCCUUUCUCAGCUGUUGGUCUGGUUUUGUAUGUGGUGGAAGCUACUUUUGCAAUCUUCCCGGAGUUCCCUUAGAUUUUUUUUUUUUUUUUUUUUUGCCUCCUCUCCAUUAUUUCUUCCAAGUUACCUAGGUUUUAGCUGAUGCUUAUGAUGAGUCACUUCAGGUAACACUGCUUUGGGAAGAAACGUCUACACCUGGAAGCUGCAUGUUUAAAGCACACUCUUCUCUGACAAACUUUUAGCAGACACUUCUCACAAAUGAGAGGAGUGGAGACAUGGUCUUAGUCUAUCUCCUGUCUCCCUCCCCCUGCUUUUUUUUUUUUUUUUUUUUGGCUGUUGUUAGCAAGAGACAAGCAUGAUAAGCCUCACCUGCAGUGCAUGCUUGAGAAAGAUUUCAAGAAAAUAAGUGCAAGUAUUUGCAUCAGCCUGUGCUGUAGAUCUACUCUGUGUACGUAUUAGUCCAAGCAGAAGACUGUAUGGACUUCAGUACUGCACUGUUGAUUUGAUUUUUACACAGCAGCAUGGUCUUGACGCAAGAGACGUGGGAGAGACGAAUUGCUUCUUUUUAUAGCACUUUUCUAGUGAAAUGAUUCUAUUGUUGAAGAUGAGCAAAAUACAGAACAGGAGAUGCUGGAAAGUACAUACCCUUUUUUAGUUUGAAAGCAUUAGUGUCUAUUAAUAAUUGCUGGUUUUCUACGUAAGAUGCUGGAGAAGGGCCUUUUCUCUCAGCUGUUAUUUCAUGCGUCGCAGACUAAUACACAAAGCCAUGAAGUUCGUAUCCAUGUUAGUCUCUCGCAUAUUUGAACAACUCUGACAAUCGAUGCUGGCUGCUGAUGCUCCGUUGUCUCCUCUGUCUGUCUGUGGGCUGCUUUUCUAGUCUCCUCAGGCUGUUCCUACGCCAACAGAAGGGGUCAGUUAGCUCUGUGUGUGCCAGGGGACUUGCCCCAGCUACAGCUGGAGCCCUCAUGCCGUUUGAUUCGGCAGAAAAUCUUACUCAUGAUUUCAGAAACCCAAGCGAGUUCUGCACAAAUGUUUGGUGCUGACUGAAAUGUUACGCUUGCCAAAAUGACGUGCCGAUUUGCCAUGCUGAUACAAAGGCUCUACACCUGAUUUUUCUUAUUGGAGAUGAUACCCUGCGAGCUUGCUGUGCUGGACCUGUGGUGCUGACUGGUGUAGUCCUCUGUGCUACUGCUGUGUGUGACCUUCGCUUCUGUUGCCCAAGCUGAAGGGCAGCUGGAGAAGCAGCCGUAAUGGCUUUGCUUGAAAAUAACUCUUGCUUUUUCCUCUCUAACUUUGUGCAUGGAUUUUGAUCUCUCUGUUCUUUCAUUUCCAAGCAGUUAUGCAAUGCUUCUCUGUGGGUCAUUUUUAGCAUCUGGCAAUUAUUAUUGCAAAGGCUAUUUCAGUUCCAUUCCAGCCUUUGAAACCCCUAUAAGACAUUUUAUAUUUAAGCCUUUUUAAAAUGUCAUGAGACCUAAUAAUGUCUCUGCGACUCCCACAGCCUUCGUGGAAAUGCCUGUGCAAAGGCAGGGCAGUGUGUAUCUGCAAUUAUUCGCACAGCCGAGAUGUUCCGUAAUGUGUCAUUAUCACUGCAGCGUUUUUCCUGUACAUGGUAUGGAGAUCACUGAGGACUGGGGGCUGGCAGAGCACAAGGAACAACUAAUUGAACAAAACAGGCUCAGUCCCGCCUGCACCUGGGAGAAUCAUUGGCAGAUCCCCCCCAGGCUGCCUUUGGUGGCUACGAGAGCAGGUCCCAUGGGACAGAGUGGGUGAUGGAGAUGUGUGGGUGGAGACGCUCGGGUGCUCCUGGUGAUGCAGGAUGGUGGUGUGGGGGCAUCAGCACCCCAAAUUCCAGCCUAGGAGCCUAGAGCAGAUUGGGAACGAGUGACGCCUGGCGUGGCUGCCUUUCAUGCUGUGUAAAUAAUCUGUGGUUUGGGUGUGCUAGAUCAAUUGUAUUGUAAAUGAAAUCUGUAUUAAUAAAUUGUAUAAUUGUAUUUGUUUCCGUAUAAACUGAACUAGUCUGA